GCAGAUCUGCAACAACCAGCUGUAAAAGUAGCUACCAUCAAUCGAUUUCCUAUUUCAGUGACGCUUCCAAAUGUUUUCGGAGGCUACAAACUCUAAUAUAGAGCUUGACGAAGGCGACAGUAUGUCUGGUUCGUCAAAUGUUGACCGUAAAUCUCGCAGGGAGUCACUGGGAAACACGCAAUUCACAGGAUUACGAGGACAAAAUAAUACGAGGUUUAGAGUAUUAUUUAGUAAACUUAUUAAUAAGCUGCUUCUUAACAGAAAAAGACUGCCUGUUCCCAUGUUCUCCAGAAAUAAUACCAGUAUUUUUAGUUUACUUCGGCAAUGUAUUGGGAAAGAUUUGUCGAAAAUCACAAUGCCAGUUACGUUUAAUGAGCCGUUAAGUUUUUUGCAGAGGUUAUCGGAGUAUCUAGAGUCUUCAUACCUAAUUGACAAUGCCUCAGAUUCAACUGACCCCAUCCACCGAAUGGAGUUUGUAACUGCUUUUGCUGUUUCUGCUUUGUCAUCUAAUCAUGAACGUUUAGGGAAACCGUUCAACCCUUUAUUAGGAGAAACGUAUGAGUUAGUGAGGGAGGAUCUUGGAUUUAGCUUGGUGGCCGAACAAGUCUCACAUCAUCCCCCCAUAUCAGCUUUUCAUGCAGAGUCUUCUUCUUAUACCUUUUCUGGUUCAAUAUCUCCUGCAGUUAAAUAUACCGGAAAAAAUGUGGACAUUCGGCCUGAAGGUUUCGUAACAUUACAUUUGAAGAAAUGGAACGAAACCUAUGUAUGGUCUAAUAUUGCUUGUCGUGUACACAAUAUAUUUAUCGGAAAAUUGUGGAUUGAACACUAUGGAAAAAUGAAAAUUAACUGUGUUGAGACCGGUUGGUCAUCAGAGCUAGAAUUCCAUAAAUCUUAUAAAGACUCUUUUUGGAGUUCUCAUCUUUAUCAUAUUGUUGACGGUCACCUUUAUGAUGAAAAACAACAAAAAAAGCGAUCAUUUUGUGGUCAGUGGAUUGACUGCUUGUACAGCUUUGAUUCAAAUGCAUGGCGAACAUAUGAGAAGACGUUGAAGCGUUUAAAUGAAACUGUCACUGGCUUGAAACGAAUGUGUUCCCUGAGCAAUCAAACUUUCCUGCGUUCGACUUCCGAGGAAUCUGAUUGUGAAGCUAGUAAAGGGGAUGUGAGUAACGUACUUGUCUAUAGAAGAAUUCCUCGCACUACAGAUGUUGUGAUCUUAUGCAUGUACUUUUUUUUGGUGCCAAAUAAAAUACAUUUUUCAGAUGAAAAUGAAAUUUGAAGAAGUUACUAAAGAUAUUCAUGAUAAAAGAUUAUUAUGGAAAGCUAAUGCUCGGAGUCCAGAAUAUGAACAGUAUUACAAUUUUUCGAACUUUGCCAUGUCAAUGAAUGAAUUAACUGAAGACAUGAAAAAGAUAAUUGCUCCAACCGACUCACGGUUUCGACCAGAUGUUCGUGAAUUGGAAGAAGGCCGAAUAAGUAGAAAACAGUUGCUUAAAUAAAUACGUUUUUCAAUGGUGAUGAUAUACAGAUGAAGCAUCGAAAGAAAAGCACAGAAUAGAGCAAAAACAAAGAGAUGCAAGAAGUCGAAGAGAGGAAGAUAAAACAGAUUAUGAUCAAAAGUAUUACAAAUAUUCUUUUAUGUUUUAACAUUAUCUUUUUUUUGUAUUUUCAGUGAUACAAAACCCAGGUGACUAUUGUCAGAUUUAGGGUGUUUAUUCAUAUAACUUGUUAGCGAGAUUAGUUCCCAAAAUGAGUAUUUGUUACUCUAUUAUUUGCGUCACCUAUUACAGCAAUUAUUCUCUCUAAUUGCGUUUUUCAGUCUUGAACAUAUCACUGAUAUUUUAUUUUUGUUUUCCGAUUACUCUUCAACAUUUUUCUGGGGAUAAGCUUUUAAUUCCAACUAUAUAUUUCAGAUGGUUUAUUCAGGGGAAGCAUCCAACAACUGGAAGAGAUGGCUGGCUGUUUAAAAGAGAUUAUUGGAAUAGAGAAUGGGAAAACUGUCCCUCCAUCUAUUAGGUAGAAUAUUGAUUAAAAAAGCACUACUAAUAGGGCAAAUACAACAAUAAUUAUUGAAGCGAUAUUAGUCAAUUACAUGCAUGCUCAAUUAUUAUGUAUUACGCAAGAUAUGUUAAACUUAUAUUUUCUAGAAUUUUUAUGCAUUUGCGAAAAUUCAUAUUGCACGAUAUGCUUUUGAUAGUA
This is a messenger RNA of Dimorphilus gyrociliatus, 2196 nucleotides long. The record is from the annotation of a GenBank genome assembly. NCBI's taxonomy places the organism in Eukaryota, Metazoa, Annelida, Polychaeta, Dinophilidae.